AAUUGGAGGGUGCAUCGCUUUAUUGCUAUCUUUACUAUAUUUUUCUACAGACAUAUUUGUGUUGGCAGGGGCAAUAUACAGGGAGGGUGUGUCAAAUCGUCCAAAGGCUUGCGGGGACGCAGAGUUACUAAAUCCUGAAAUUUGAGGUAAUACAGCUCCCGGAAAGUUAAAUUCAGAAUUAUCAAGACUUUUUUCAGCCAGAAAAGGAAGCAGCUCCUCAAAGUUCCUAACAUCGUGUACAGGAAAUCAAUACCAAUACAAAGGUGGGAAAGAAAAGGUACAGAUAGCAGACAAAUAGUGUCCCUUCUUCAAGAGUUGUAAGACCUGCUGGAUUUGUUUUCCAUAAAAAAAUGGAUCGAAUGGAACUUCAGAGAGUUAGCACUGAAGCCGAUGAUGAGAGUUUUGAAGGAGACAGCAUUGAUGACAACUAUACUCGAAUGAUUGAUUCAGAAAAAGCUACCAUUAGUAGCCAAUUUGCAGAUGAAGAUGAUGCAGAAAGUCGGAAGUUUCUCACAAAUGGAUUUUUGGGGAAAACAAAAUAUGAAGAAUAUCAGGAAGAAUACCAUCCAGGAACGACAUCAUUUGGAAUAUCGGCAUUUAACCUUAGCAAUGCCAUCAUGGGCAGUGGUAUUCUUGGACUGUCGUAUGCUAUGGCCAACACUGGAAUCAUACUAUUUGUGUUCCUGCUUUUUGGAGUAGCAAUAUUAUCACUAUAUUCUGUUCACCUCUUACUAGAGGCUUCAAAAGAAGGAGGGUCUAUGGUUUAUGAGAAAUUAGGAGAGCGAGCUUUUGGAUUGACUGGAAAGAUUGCAGCGUUUUCCUCAAUUACAUUGCAAAAUAUUGGAGCUAUAUCAAGCUACCUAUUUAUAAUAAAAUAUGAACUACCAGAAGUAAUCCGUGCAUUUUUAGGAAUUGAAGAGUUGAGUGGGGAAUGGUACCUGAAUGGUAAAUAUCUCGUCGUAAUUGUGUCUCUGAGCAUUAUCCUGCCUCUGACUUUCCUGAAGAAUCUAGGGUACCUUGGCUAUACAAGUGGAUUUUCUCUCACUUGUAUGAUCUUCUUUCUCAGUGUUGUAAUCUACAAGAAAUCACAGAUCCCCUGUCCAUUGCCACUACUUGGUCACCAUGCAUUAAAUCAAACAACACUAGGAAAUAGUACAGGCCACCUGCUGACAACAGUGUAUCCAAUAGUACGCAACAAAAGUGGUGAUGAUGGCCUGAACCUUAUGAUGCCUUACUACGGCCACACAGCAAGUCAUGAUGAAAAGCCAAAAGAUGAUGCUCACAUAGUACACACUAAUGGAGUGGUUUAUAAUGCUCAUCAGGAUGAUGACAUGUGCAAACCAAAAUACUUUGUCUUUAACUCGCAGACUGCCUACACAAUUCCCAUAUUGGCCUUUGCUUUUGUAUGUCAUCCUGAAGUGCUCCCAAUCUACAGUGAACUUAAAGGCCGAUCUCAAAAGAAAAUGCAACACGUCUCCAAUGUAUCAAUUACUGCUAUGCUUAUCAUGUACCUUAUGGCAGCUCUUUUUGGAUAUCUGACUUUUUAUGAUCAAGUUGAAACAGAAUUGCUUCAUACCUAUACACAAGUGUACAAGUUUGAUACCCUGCUGUUACUAGUCCGUUUGGCUGUGCUGGUAGCUGUCACCCUGACUGUUCCCAUUGUGCUAUUUCCAAUUCGGACAUCAAUUCAAGAACUGUUUUUUCCAGGAAGAUCAUUCAACUGGUUACGUCAUAUUGGAAUUGCAGGAUUCCUGCUGAUUUUGAAUGACCUACUUGUGAUAUUUGUUCCUAGCAUUAGAGAUAUCUUUGGCUUUAUAGGUGCAUCUGCUGCUACAAUGCUUAUCUUCAUACUCCCAUCAGCAUGUUACAUCAAACUUGUGAAGAAAGAAUCUAUGAAAUCAAUGCAAAAGAUUGGGGCCAUGAUCUUCCUUGUAAUCGGAAUCGUCUUUAUGAUUGGAAGCAUGACCCUGAUUGUUUUUGACUGGAUUCACAAUCCUCCAGGCUCUGGUGGACACUAACAUGGUUCAGUGCUAUGAACACGUUUGGCUGGUUUCAUCUUCUAACUGCCCUGACAGACGAACAGUAACAGCAAAGAGUGAGAUGCCAUUCCUCAUUUUUNACUGCAAGAUUCCAAAGACUGCGCAGACCUGGUGUUAACACUAGAGAUCUUGUCUGUAGAUAACUGAAGAAUGGUUCUUGCAGGGGAGUCUUUUAGUUGUGCUUGGAAUCUUUGAACUUCAAAACAAAACCCCCAGAAAAUCCAGAUUCAGGAUACAUAAUGUGCUGUGAAUCAACAACUAGUACAACAGAUGUAGUGUAAUUUAACUGCUGUAUGUAGUUAACUUAGGGAACUGUGUUCCUGCUGCUUGAAUACUGAACAUUUCAAUGGUCAAGGCUGUGCCAAGAGUUUUCAGAUAGUAAACUAAGCAUGCAUUUUUUGAUUUAAAGGACCUGUCUGGGGUUUGAAAAAAAAUGUCUUGUAUGCUGUAAGAAACAGAACAUCUAGCUAGCAGCUCUAGUCUACUGAGUCAAAAGAGCUAAAAUGCCCAUCAACUUAGAAUUUUUUAAAAACAAUUAUAUACACGUACUAGAAAUUUCCGAUUUUUGUAUUCAAGAUCAACAUGCCAUAAUGAAUAUUUCAUUUACAAAUGACGUUGAUCUCCACACACACACCCUGUGCCACUAAUGUCUGCACCCAAUAAUAAAGAGCAAUGAUCAGCUCCGUUUGUAAGUAAAAGAUUUACAAAAUACAAUUGUAUACCUAGCAAAAUGGUUGGCUUUCAUACAUGUCAGGCAUGAUUGCUUAAUUCUAACUCUUUAACGUACAAACAUUUAAAAUGUGUAUAGCAUUUGCAGCUUUAAAUGCAACUAAAAUGCAGGUAUUAAUGUAAUUUGUAUUAUUUAUUACCUUUGUGAAAAUACAAAGGAGCUCAUUUAUGUCUAAGCCUGCUUUUUUCACAUUACAGCAAAUAACAAAGAUCCAUUAAGACAGCUAACUAUCUUCUUCACAAGAGUAUGUAUAUAUUACCAUUUACAGCCAGAAAGUGACUCCCAUCACAAGCUGCAUACCUUUACUCCUGAAUGGAGCCAUUGAACUGUAUUUUUGUUAUAAAAGGCACAGAGCAAGCUACAAGCCUAAAUAACAACCCGGUCUUCCAACCAUAAUUAGAAAGGAGUUCAAGGGCAAAGCACUGUAUCAAUAGUCCUUUUUAGAUAGACUAGUGCUAUCUAUCAAGAAUGUUUCAGUGCAGGUAAUGGUGAUUUCGUAAAUGUAUAUAAUUCAUACUUUAUAUGAGUUAGGAUUUAUUUAAAAGUUGAAAGUCUAGGAAGUUUCCUUAAGUUGCACAAUCUAUUUUGGCAUCUGAGUGGAUAUUUCGGACACCCAUCUGUUUUACCUAACCAUAAUGUUUGUGAUCAAUGAUCCACUUUUAAAUAUUUUUAAAAGUUUUUUCCUAAACUUAUUUUUUGAGUGUUGCAUCAGCAGUUAAGUAAAACAAACUCCUACCACCUUUAAUGUUACAUAAUGCUCUUGAGUUUUGAUAUGAGAAGAUUUAUGAUGUUCUUGAUAAUACAAAGCUUGAGAAUUAUGGUAGUUGGUUUCUUUUCCUAGUUUUUAUAAGAACAUUGCUUUCUGGAUUACUUGAUGAGAAAGUUUGGAUCAUGACAAAAACCCAUAACCACAGUGAUGGAUUAAAAAGAACAAGCCCAGCAGAGGUGUUUUUAUUGAAUUAGCCAAAGUGGAACUUUAUUUAUAGAUCUUUUGCAGAUCUACGAAAGAGGGCAAGUGCAUAUUGCAAAUUAAGUGGCUUAUUCCUGUGUGCAUGUUUUGGAUUACUCACGUGGUCGUUGCUGAAUAUUUUAUGUAUUGUAAAUAGGAAUCCUUAUGAUAAACUAUUGUGAAUGUUGCCUGGUUAAAUGCUACAGCUAGAUCUUAAUGUUGUGAAAGAUUUUGCAGAAACAAAUAGUUGUUCAGUGCCAAUGAUUUGGGAUGUUGACUUGACUGGGCUAAGUGGAUAAUUGUAUUGGUGCUUGAUACAUUGAGAAGAGGGGUUUGCAAAGGAAAGGAACCAUU
This is a messenger RNA of Callorhinchus milii (elephant shark), 4072 nucleotides long. It is a transcript of the gene slc38a4, whose product is annotated as solute carrier family 38 member 4. The transcript has 17 exons. The coding region runs from base 351 to 2018 and encodes 555 amino acids. The record is from RefSeq and is a predicted model, not a curated record. NCBI's taxonomy places the organism in Eukaryota, Metazoa, Chordata, Chondrichthyes, Chimaeriformes, Callorhinchidae. Gene Ontology annotation, molecular function: amino acid transmembrane transporter activity. Gene Ontology annotation, biological process: amino acid transmembrane transport.